CAAAAAUAGCGUGAUCGAGAGAAAGAGAGAGAAAGAAGAAGUAGCUAAAGAUGGCCAGCAGCCACGUUGAAGUCCCCGGCGAGGCAACGGAAACCGGCACCGCCGUAGUAGAGACCGCCACAGGCAUUAUCCAGAGCUUUGCCCCCAUCAACCAAAUACAUCAACAUCUCUGCGCGUUCCAUUUCUACGCGGAUGACAUGACGAGACAAGUAGAAGCUCAUCACUACUGUGCUCACCUGAACGAAGAAGUGAGGCAGUGUUUGAUCUUCGAUAGUAGCAAAGCCGACGCGAAACUCAUCGGAGUUGAGUACAUUAUAAGUCCAAUGCUGUUCUUGGCGCUGCCGGAGGAGGAGAAGCCAUUGUGGCACUCACAUGAGUACGAAGUGAAGAGUGGGGUGCUCUUCAUGCCUGACUUGCCACUCUCCGUCCAACGCAUGGAUUUGGAGAAGGUGGUUAAGACCUACGGCAAGACCUUCCAUUUUUGGCAGGUUGACCGUGGGGAUGCACUGCCUUUGGGCCUGCCUUCUAUUAUGAUGGCUCUCACUAGAGAUGGUCAGCUCUAUGACCACCUUGCCAAAGAUGUGGAGAAUAGGUUUGAUAUUUCUUUUGAGAAAGAGAGGGAGAACAGAGCCUACAUGUCUGGACCUGAGCAUGGGAUUCAUCCUUUAGCCAAUGGAGCUGGCAAGGGCCUUAAGCUGGAGCUCAGAGAUAUUGACUUGCCACAGUCUAAUUCAUUUCCCAGGAUCUUUGUUUGAGAAUUUUGUUUUGAGAAUUAAAGUACUAUAAAUAAAUAUAAAUAUGUUAUGUGUGUCCUUUUGUACAUGUUUG
Messenger RNA from Dioscorea cayenensis subsp. rotundata (Guinea yam), 828 nucleotides. RefSeq names its product oil body-associated protein 1A-like. Lineage: Eukaryota; Viridiplantae; Streptophyta; Magnoliopsida; Dioscoreales; Dioscoreaceae. The transcript is spliced from 3 exons. The coding region runs from base 51 to 755 and encodes 234 amino acids. The record is from RefSeq and is a predicted model, not a curated record.